AUGGAGAACCUUGAAGCCAUCAUCUUGGUGAUCCUGGCCACCCACAACCUGGUCCGCCUGCACUUGCACCGCGGCGGCGUGGCCUCCCGGGCCCGGAGGACCAUGCGCCGGGUCAUGGCCAACCACAUUGCCCUGCUGCACCAGCUCCUUCCCGACAUCUGCCCCGACAACGAGACCAGGCUGAUGGUCGAGGAGCUGAACACCGGGCCCCACCGCUUCUGGUCCCGCCAGAUCAGCCAGGACUGGUGGGAGCGCGUGGUGCUGGAGACCUGGGACCCCAACCAGUGGCUGCAGAACUUCCGCAUGACCAAAGACACCUUCCUGGAGCUCUGCGAGGAGCUGCGGCCGGAGCUGCAGCGCCAGACCACCACCAUGAGGGCCCCGCUCAGCGUGGAGAAGCGGGUGGGCAUCGCCCUCUGGAAACUGGCCACCACCGAGUGCUACCGGUCUGUGGCCAACCACUUCGGGGUCGGACGGUCCACGGUCGGGGAGGUCUUCAUCGAGGUGUGCCUGGCCAUUGAGAAGCUGCUGUUCAAGAAGUUGGUGGCCCUCGAAGACCCCAAAGAGGUUAUGGAGGGCUUUGCAGAAAUGGGGUUUCCCAACUGUGUGGGGGUCGUGGACAGGACCCACAUCCCCAUCAUCUGCACCGUUCGAAAGGGAACCAGUGUCAGCCAGAAAGGGUUUUUCCCCAUGUCGAUGCAAGGGACAGUGGACCACAGGGGCCGUUUCAUCGAUAUUGAGCUCAGCUGGUGUGGAAAAGAUAAGGACGCCUCCUUCUUUCGAAACUUGGCUCUCUGCGAGGCUAUGGACCAAGGGUCAUUCGUCCCUGGGAACCCUACGAUGACCCUUGGUGAUGUGGAGAUUUCCCCUCUGAUCUUGGGCGACGCGACCUACCCUCUGAAGAAGUGGCUCAUGAGGCCUUUCACGGGCAACCUCAGCCCUCACGAGGAGCAGUUCAAUUCCCGCCUGAACGACUGCAGGAAGGUGGCUGGACAGGCCUUUGGGCGGCUGAAGGGGCGCUGGAGGUGCCUGGCCACCCGCUUGGAGGUCGCCGAGGAGAACAUCAUCCCUGUGGUGGUGGGCUCGGUCGUGCUCCACAACAUCUGUGAGAACCGCGGGCAUGCCUUGCUCGACGGGCCGUGGGCCCAGGAUGGAGUGUGGGACCAAACACCUGAGGGGCACUUGAAGUUCCCCACAUCUGCACAGGACACACAGGAUGGGAACCUGGUGCGAGAGGCCCUGGCCAAGUACUUCAUGAGUGAUUCUUGA
Gekko japonicus is the source of this 1269-nucleotide messenger RNA. RefSeq names its product putative nuclease HARBI1. NCBI's taxonomy places the organism in Eukaryota, Metazoa, Chordata, Lepidosauria, Squamata, Gekkonidae. The record is from RefSeq and is a predicted model, not a curated record. The transcript has 2 exons. Bases 1 to 1269 code for a protein of 422 amino acids.